Dibothriocephalus latus is the source of this 777-nucleotide messenger RNA. The record is from the annotation of a GenBank genome assembly. NCBI's taxonomy places the organism in Eukaryota, Metazoa, Platyhelminthes, Cestoda, Diphyllobothriidea, Diphyllobothriidae.
AUGGAGCAAAUGUUCAAAGACGACUCUCCGAAGGAAGUCUUCAAGAAACCCGAAUCUGAACAGUUUCAGACCCUGGCCCGUGAAUUAGAUCUCGUAAAAAGCGUUCUCGCUGACGAUGCCAAAAAUUACCACGCCUGGCAGUAUCGUCGAUGGCUAGUUGACUUCUUUGCGAUUCCACCGUCAAAUGAACUGGAGUUCUGCGGCACUCUUCUACGAGAAGACAUUUUCAAUAAUUCUGCGUGGAAUCAUCGCUUCUACACAGUGAUUGAGGAAGGCCUGGACGGCGAAAUUUUCGACAGGGAGUUUCGGUUUGCGACGGAUGCUAUCCGUGCCUAUCCCAAUAACCAGAGCGCCUGCAAUUAUCUUAUCGGCAUCCUCUCUCCUCUGCCUCGAUUGACCUCCGACGAGUCGGGUCAGUUGACAGCAGCCGAUGAUCUUCCGUCGGAGGCCAAUCUUCUGCGGGUCCGCGAAUUCAUUGAGGACACUAUAGUCAAAGACAUAUCCGGUGCCGCUGAAUCACCGGCUCUUCUUUCCCUCCUGGUGGAAGUGCUGUACGACUUUUUGCGCAUCCUUCACAAAAAGUGUGGCGGAAAAGCCGCUAAUGCUGCUGGCGUGGGGGACGCGGAGAAGGCCGAGGACAUUGUCCGCCAACUCAUCAGCCUAUGUGAUCGCCUGGCGCUGGAGCUCGACCGGGUACGCGCUAACUACUGGCGAUAUCGGUACCGCCAGGUAGAAAAAAUGGCAGCCGAGAUGAACAUACAGUGCGCCCAAAAUUGA